This is a messenger RNA of Mesorhabditis spiculigera, 486 nucleotides long. Lineage: Eukaryota; Metazoa; Nematoda; Chromadorea; Rhabditida; Rhabditidae. The record is from the annotation of a GenBank genome assembly.
AUGCUUGCACGCGGCCUCCGAGUAGCAGCCCAGAUCACCAAGCGCGGCCUCGCCGCCGCUGCGCCUGCCCAGAGCUCGACCGACCAGCUCCGAUUCACCUUCGCCUCGCCUGACAAGUCGAUUUUCAACAAUACAGUUGUGAAGCAGGUCGAUGUCCCAACAGUCGCCGGAAUUGUCGGUGUUUUGGCUAGCCACGUCCCGACCAUCGGGGUUCUGAAGCCGGGCGUCGUUCAGGUCACUGACAACGAGGGACAGGUCAGCAAAUAUUUCGUGUCUUCCGGAACCCUCUCCAUGAACAUCGACGGCUCCUGCCAAGUGCUGGCUGAAGAAGCGAUUAAGCUCGAGGAAAUCGAUGAGGCCGCCGCUCGCCAGGAAUUGGAAUCGGCCCAACGCGCUCAGAACGAGGGAAGCGAGAAGGACCGUGCUGAGGCUGGUAUCCGCGUCGAGGUUGCUGAUGCUCUGCUCAAGGCCGUGGGCGGAGGCCAC